Molecule: messenger RNA, 1112 nt
Organism: Fukomys damarensis (Damara mole-rat)
Lineage: Eukaryota; Metazoa; Chordata; Mammalia; Rodentia; Bathyergidae
Gene: Cfap300
Product: cilia and flagella associated protein 300
Exons: 7
Coding region: 78-881 (267 amino acids)
Source: RefSeq, a predicted model, not a curated record
GGAAGCGCGUCCUCCACCUGAGAGCAGCCGCGUCUCUAUGGAAACGACCCGCCUCCUAGCGAGCGACUAAGGGCAGGAUGGCUGCUGGGGAGCCGGGUGUUUUAGGCGGUUACUACUUCAGGUUCCUGCCUCAGAAAACCUUCCCAUCUCUAAGCGGCCCGGAGACCACCAGCCGGCUCCGCCAGUGGUCCAUGCUGGGCAGAAUCAAGGCGCAGGCGUUUGGGUUUGACCAGACCUUUCGGGCCUAUCGGAAGGAUGAUUUCGUUAUGGCUUUUUUCAAAGACCCAAAUGUUAUUUCAAAUUUACAUUUACUUUCAGAUUCUUCUGGACAGUGGAUGACAUUAGAAACUGAAGUGAAAAAAGUUGAAGCUACAAAUGUUCCUUGCACACAGCUUUCAAUGUCAUUUUUCAAUCGGUUAUAUGAUGAAGAUAUUGUACGAGAUACUGGACAUAUUGUUAAGUGUUUAGACUCUUUUUGUGAUCCAUUUCUCAUUUCCGAUGAGUUACGAAAAGUUUUAUUGAUGGAAGAUUCAGAAAAAUAUGAAGUAUUCAGCAAACCAGACAGAGAGGAGUUCCUGUUUUGUCUUUUUAAACAUCUUUGCCUUGGUGGAUCCCUUUGUCAAUAUGAAGAUGUGCUUAAACCAUAUCUGGAAACCGCAAAGCUUAUCUAUAAGGAUCUGGUCAGUGUUCGAAAACAUCCUCAAACCAAGAAAAUACAAAUUACUUCUUCUGUCUUUAAAGUCACAGCCUAUGAUUCUACGGGUGUGUGCUACCCUUCAACAACGAAUCAUGAACAGACAUUUUCUUACUUUAUUGUGGAUCCUAUCAAGCGACAUGUUAAUGUUUUAUACCAUUGUUUUGGUGUGGGGGAAAUGUCUUAAUGUUCUUUCAGAUUAUCUAUAUCUAUUAUUUUUAAAUUUGUUUUUCUAUUUUAAUAUUAAUUUAUGGGUAGUUAUUUACUUUGUAGAUCAAUUCAAGUAAAAUGUAAAGAGCAUGCUUAGAACACAGGAAAGGAAACACCAAGAUGCCUUUCUCAAAAUUUGUCUGGCUAACAAAUUUCUACUCAUAUAAGAAUCCCUACUAUAAUCUACACAAAACAUUAUGGAAUUUUU